Molecule: messenger RNA, 3358 nt
Organism: Chinchilla lanigera (long-tailed chinchilla)
Lineage: Eukaryota; Metazoa; Chordata; Mammalia; Rodentia; Chinchillidae
Gene: P2ry1
Product: purinergic receptor P2Y, G-protein coupled, 1
Exons: 2
Coding region: 98-1222 (374 amino acids)
Biological process (GO): platelet activation; relaxation of muscle; phospholipase C-activating G protein-coupled receptor signaling pathway
Cellular component (GO): plasma membrane
Molecular function (GO): ATP binding; G protein-coupled ADP receptor activity; G protein-coupled ATP receptor activity
Source: RefSeq, a predicted model, not a curated record
UCGCCGGCGUCUCCGAUGCUCGCUGCCGACCGAGCCGUCGCCGCCCUCUCGCCGCCGCCUGCCCUUCGUACCCGCUGCCUGAGUCCGGGAGGAGAGAAUGACCGAGGUGCUGUGGCCGGCUGUCCCCAACGGGACGGACGCUGCCUUCCUGGCCGGCCCGGGCUUGCACUGGGGAAACGGCACAGCCGCCGCCACCGCCGCCGCCGCCGCCGCCUCCUUCAGAUGUGCGCUGACCAAGACCGGCUUCCAGUUCUACUACCUGCCGGCCGUCUACAUCUUGGUGUUCAUCAUCGGCUUCCUGGGCAACAGCGUAGCCAUCUGGAUGUUUGUUUUCCAUAUGAAACCCUGGAGCGGCAUCUCCGUGUACAUGUUCAACUUGGCCCUGGCCGACUUCUUGUACGUGCUGACUCUGCCAGCCCUCAUCUUCUACUACUUCAAUAAGACGGACUGGAUCUUCGGGGAUGCCAUGUGCAAACUGCAGAGGUUCAUCUUCCACGUGAACCUCUACGGCAGUAUCUUGUUCCUGACGUGCAUCAGCGCGCACAGGUACAGCGGCGUGGUGUACCCGCUCAAGUCCCUGGGCAGGCUCAAAAAGAAGAACGCCGUCUGCAUCAGUGUGCUGGUGUGGCUCAUCGUGGUGGUGGCGAUCUCCCCCAUCCUCUUCUACUCGGGAACCGGACUCCGAAAAAACAAGACCAUCACCUGCUAUGACACCACCACAGAUGAGUAUCUGCGAAGUUAUUUCAUCUACAGCAUGUGCACCACCGUGGCCAUGUUCUGUGUCCCCUUGGUACUGAUUCUGGGCUGUUACGGAUUAAUUGUAAGAGCUUUGAUUUACAACGACCUGGACAACUCCCCUCUUAGGAGGAAAUCCAUCUACCUGGUGAUUAUUGUUCUGACUGUCUUUGCUGUAUCUUAUAUCCCUUUCCAUGUGAUGAAGACGAUGAACUUGAGAGCCCGGCUAGAUUUUCAGACCCCAGAAAUGUGUGCUUUCAAUGACAGGGUGUAUGCUACUUACCAGGUGACAAGAGGUCUAGCAAGUCUCAACAGCUGUGUGGACCCCAUUCUCUAUUUCUUGGCUGGUGAUACUUUCAGAAGGAGACUCUCCCGAGCAACCAGGAAAGCCUCCAGGAGAAGCGAGGCAAAUUUGCAGUCCAAGAGUGAAGACAUGACCCUCAAUAUUUUAUCCGAGUUCAAGCAAAAUGGAGAUACAAGCCUGUGAAGGCACAAGAAUCCCCAAACACCUCAUUUGAUACCAUGGCCAAGAGAAGUAUCUGGAAAGAUCUAUGCUAAAGGUGAAAACAUAUAGAGGGUCAGGAUGAAGCAGUGAUCUGUCAGCUGAAAAGCUGAUUCGUGCCAUGUGAUGAUGUGAGUAAGUAUUUUAAUUGUAAAGGCAGAAAUAGGUUGAAAUUUGGAUGGAAAAAGUUAAAAAACAUGUUAGUACCAAGUUCAAGGGGUUUUAUUGCAUAGAAAUCAUGCUCUUUGACUCUUGAAACAUCAGUCUGUAUUUACAAUGAAAUAAAAAUGCAAACCAAGAUGAAAUAUACCAUGAAAGUCAGAACUCAGAUUUAAAAUCAUGAUGUAACUGCUGGGCCAACUGUGGGACUCCUGACCUCUUGAAGACCAUUCUUUAUGGAUUGAAAGGGUUAAAUGACGUCCAUUUGUCGAGGUGCAGGCAAUGUGGCAAAGCUUGCAAAGUAGACAGGAGUGCAAGGAAAUCUGCUACCCUGUUUUCCAGGACUCUCUAGUCUGGUCUUCGGUUAAAUAUACUUACAAGUUUCAGCAGUUGUGAUGUGACAGGUCAUAACCUGCAAGUCUUCUCUGUCUGCUCGUAUAGUAUGCUCAGCUGGGACUGGAUGCUGUAGAUGUUACUACUUACCCCAGCUGGAAUUCAAGUAGUGACAAUAUUGGAAGAUGCUACACUAAUUAGGACCUGCUGAAGCUUUACCUUUGCUGGUCCAACUGCAACUAUUGUAAAAAUAUUUAUUGAAGCUCAUAGUCUUUCAGUUGUACAGAUUGAAAUACUUUCUUGAAAGAUCCAACAUACUGAUGUCAAUUAUAUUUAUUAAGAUGUCACACUGGUGUAUUUUACCUAAUCUGUGAUGCAUAGAUAAAAUGAGAAUUGUGUACCAUGAUGCUUUUCAAAUAUCAAUAUUUUAAAAUGUAAAUCUUCAGAAUUUUGUAGGUUUAAAAUAAGAAAAUCUGUUUCAUGAUACAAGUGAUUAAUUUUCCCUAGAAAUACAUUUGCAUGUUUGCCUUUUUGUUAUGUCUUUCUACAUGGACACGAUUUGGUACAGUUUGGUAUCAGAUUAUCCUAAGAUUAAUUGUGAAUAUAAAGUAUCUUAGCCAGACUGGAUCUGCAUUGUCUAUAUUUUAUAUAUAUUAUAUAUAUAUUAUGUUGUCUUUUCUAGAGAUUUAGAGGUUUAGAAUUUUGACCUCAACUAUGGUCAGAGCUUCUACUUUCAAAAGCAAAAGUCUUAUCCUACAUUCAGAGUUAAUCUCUUAUGGUUUAGAAUUCGACAGGUGUGGGCAUUAUAGAUGCAGCAUUACAACUGAAGGACAGACUUUAGGGAGAAGAAGAGAGAAAAAGGCACCUAGUUCAGUAAGUGACUGUUGCUCAAUUCUGAAGUAUUUGCAUUGUGUUUCCUCAUGAACUGAAGUAGCACAAUCUUAAUUUUUUUGACAUAGAGUUUUUGAGUAGCACACUACCAAAAAGUUGAACAUAGGUGUUGAUUUAAAUCUUUUCUUUGUUCAGUUGAUAAUUUUAGUAACAAGUUUUUAGUGAUAAAUGCAUUAUUUGACUGCUGAACCCUGUUACAGUUUUUUUAUUCUGUUGUUAUACGUCGCAUUAUAUACAUCAUCCCAAAUAAAUAUGAAGGUGAAUAUAUAUAUGUUGCAUAUCAAAAUUUGUGAAUUUGAGUUAUAUUACAUUUUAGUGUUUUUGCAAAAAUGUUUAUUUUUGUAUUAUCUGUGAUUUUAAUAUAGAUAAUUGAAUUAGAUUUCUUUGUGAGUAAUAGUGCCAUUGAAUGAGUGGUAUGAAACAGUGUUACUUGACAUAUUGAGCUUUCUCAGGUUUAUCUGAAUUGAUGGUAGUUUAACUAGUUGCGCAUAAUAGUUUUUAAUAAAAGGAAAGUACAUUUCCUAUAAUAGCAUAGUGCUGUUUGCAUGCAAGAGUACGUCUUGUACUGUGUGUGUGUGUGUGUGUGUGCGUGUGUGCGUGCGCACACCUAAGGCAUGGCAGCCAGCUUUGUAUCCACUAUUUGUAGUAACAGCAGAGCUUCAUAAUCCUGGGCACUAGAAUUGUAUUUACCAUAGACAAUAAAAGCUGAAAAAGAUUCAAUAAAACUAUAAAACAUGG